AUGAAUGUCUAUACUUCUCAGCCAAUCACGGGUCCUACAGGACCGGCCGGGCCUGGGGUUGGAGCAACGACACAUUCAUCAGGUCUGACUGCAGUUACAGCUAGUACAGGUUUAGAGGGAAAUGCGGUGGAAACUACCACACAUGCCUCAUACGUAGGCUCCACUGCGCCAACUACAAGAGGACCUACCCAUGUCCCUAGUUCUACCGUGGCGCUCACAAAUCGACCAACGGCAGUAGUAAGUUCUUCUGAAGAAGUAAUAACUGCACCUGCCACAUCAGUAAGUUCUGCUGGGUCAGCAGCUAGUGCAAAACCCCACACAAUUAGCUCCACCAUAUCAACAGCAUAUGGGCAAAACCAGCCAGCACCUACUAUUGAAGCACCCACAAACGAAUCACCAGCAAUCGGAAGCCCCUCGAAAACACCGACGACUGCUCCGAAUGCCUCAGCUAGUUCUAGUGGAUCAGCAAUAAAUGGAGCAGCCCACACAACAAAUACCACAAAUUCUGCAACAAGUGCAAAAAACCAAGCAACAAGUUCUACUCAGUCACCGACGAAUGCUCCACCACAAAGGGUGAGCUCCACAGAAAAACCAGCAACUGUACGAGUCACAUCAGAAAGUUCUGCUGAAUUAGCUGGUAGUCACUCAACCCAUACAACCAGCUCAAUGGCUGGAGCAGCAAACGGACAAAGUCAGGUAAAAAAUACAACCGAAGUAACCGGACUGAUAACUGCAGCAGCAACCCCAGCCUCCUCCAUUGGCUCAACUAUACAAGGAACAGCCCAAAAAACAGGUUCUAUUGAAACUGCCACAACUGCAAGAAACCAAGCGGCAAGAUCGACAAGGACCUCCACAAAUGCGUCAACACUAGUGGCGAGCUUCUCGGAAAAACCAACAACUGCAAAAGUCAUUUCAGCAGAUACUACAGGAUCGGCGACAAAAGGGACUGACCAGAGCACAAGUUUAAAUGCAACAGUUACAAAUACACAAGAACAUCACAUAAAUUCCACUGAAACUCACACCAGUGCCUCACCAGUAGCUACAAGUUCCUCAAAACAACCGAUUAUUGCUCCUGUCACAUCAACUGGUUCUGGUGGAUCACCAGCUAGUGGAUCCAACCCGACAAACAGCUCGGUCGUAACAGCCGCAAAUGGACAAAGAUAUCCAGGAAAUUCAACUGAAGAACACACCAAUGCUUCAACACAAGCUGGGAGAUUCCCGAAACAACCGACAUUAACAACAGUCACCCCGGUCAUUUCUACAAGUUCUCAAACGUUCACAAACGCACCACCGCAAGUGGCAAGUGGCACGGAAAAACAAAAUAAUGCGCCAGUGAUAUCAGUGUGUUCUAGUGCGUCAGCGACAAAAGAACCUGAUCACACGACAAGUCGCACAGAAGCACUAUCAAACGCACAAAAACAGCUAGCAAAUUCUACUGAAGCACACACAAAUGCAUCACUUCCAGUUACGACAACCUCAAAAGAAUCGGCAACUGCACCAACAAUAUCAGUGAGUUCUGUUAGACCAGCAGCUAUUGGGUCAACUCUGAUAAGUAGCCCCAUCAUAACAGCCGCUAAUGGACACAAGCAGGUAGCAAGCUCUACUCAGAGAUCCACAGGUGCUACAUCACCAGUGUUGAGUUCAACAGAAAAUCAAACAUCUGUGCCAGUCGUAUCAGCAGUUUCUAUUGGAUCAGCUACAAAAGUGCCUGACCAGGCACUAGGUUUCACUGGAGCAGUUCCAGACACAGAAAAUCAACGACCAAAUUCCACUGAACGUAGCACAAAUUCGUCACCAUCAGUCACAAGCUCCUCAAAACAACCGAUAUUUGCUCCUAUCAUACCGGCUGGUUCUUCUGGAUCAUCAGCUAGUGGACCAACUCCGAUAAACAGCUCCAUCACAACAGCCGCAAAUGGACACAAACAGCAAGCAAGUUUUACUCAGACAACCACAAAUGCUCCAUCACUGGCAGAGACCUCCUUAGAAAAACAGCCAACUGCACCAGUCAUAUCAGCGAGUUCUAUGGGAUCAACUACGAAAAGGCCUGGCCAGACGACAAGUCUCACCGAAGCAGCCUCAAACUCACAAAGGCCGGGGGGAAAUAAUACUGAAGCACCAACCAAUCCAUUACCAACAGUUCUAAGUUCCUCAAAAGAACCGAUAUCGGCGCCUGUCAUAUCAGCUGAAUCUUCUCAACCAGUAGCUAGUGGAACAACCCACACAACCAGUUCAGUUCCUUCACCUGCAAAUGCACAAAAACAUGUGGUAAGUUCUGUACAAAGAUCCACAAGUGCUCCACCACCAGUUGUGAGUUCCUCAGAAAGACAAACAAUUGAACCAGUCGUAUCAGCAAGUUCUGCUGUAUUAGCAACAAAAAAACCUGACCAGGCGACCACUUUCACAGGAGCAGCACCAAAUGCGCAAAAGCAACGAGCAAAUUCUACUGAUGCAUACUCAUAUGCAUCACCACCAGUUACAAGUUCCUCAAAAGAACCGAUAAUAGCACCCACCGUGUCAGUUGGCUCUGCUGGAUCACCAGCAACAAACGCACAAAAACAGCUAGCAAAUUCUACUGAAGCACACACAAAUGCAUCACUUCCAGUUACGACAACCUCAAAAGAAUCGGCAACUGCAUCAACAAUAUCAGUGGGUUCUGUUAGACCAGCAGCUAUUGGGUCAACUCUGAUAAGUAGCCCCAUCAUAACAGCCGCCAAUGGACACAUGCAGGUAGCAAGCUCUACUCAGAGAUCCACAGGUGCUACAUCACCAGUGUUGAGUUCAACAGAAAAUCAAACAUCUGUGCCAGUCGUAUCAGCAGUUUCUAUUGGAUCAGCUACAAAAGUGCCUGACCAGGCGCUAGGUUUCACUGUAGCAGUUCCAGACACAGAAAAUCAACGACCAAAUUCCACUGAACGUAGCACAAAUUCGUCACCAUCAGUCACAAGCUCCUCAAAACAACCGAUAUUUGCUCCUGUCAUACCGGCUGGUUCUUCUGGAUCAUCAGCUAGUGGACCAACUCCGAUAAACAGCUCCAUCACAACAGCCGCAAAUGGACACAAACAGCAAGCAAGUUUUACUCAGACAACCACAAAUGCUCCAUCACUGGCAGAGACUUCCUUAGAAAAACAGCCAACUGCACCAGUCAUAUCAGCGAGUUCUAUGGGAUCAACUACGAAAAGGCCUGGCCAGACGACAAGUCUCACCGAAUCAGCCACAAACUCACAAAGGCAGGGGGGAAAUAAUACUGAAGCACCAACCAAUCCAUUACCAACAGUUCUAAGUUCCUCUAAAGAACCGAUAUCGGCGCCUGUCAUAUCAGCUGAAUCUUCUCAACCAGUAGCUAGUGGAACAACCCACACAACCAGUUCAGUUCCUUCACCUGCAAAUGGACAAAAACAUGUGGUAAGUUCUGUACAGAGAUCCACAAGUGCUCCACCACCAGUUGUGAGUUCCUCAGAAAGACAAACAAUUGAACCAGUCGUAUCAGCAAGUUCUGCUGUAUUAGCAACAAAAAAACCUGACCAGGUGACCACUUUCACAGGAGCAGCACCAAAUGCGCAAAAGCAACGAGCAAAUUCUACUGAUGCAUACUCAUAUGCAUCACCACCAGUUACAAGUUCCUCAAAAGAACCGAUAAUACCACCCACCGUGUCAGUUGGCUCUGCUGGAUCACCAGCAACAAACGCACAAAAACAGCUAGCAAAUUCUACUGAAGCACACACAAAUGCAUCACUUCCAGUUACGACAACCUCAAAAGAAUCGGCAACUGCACCAACAAUAUCAGUGGGUUCUGUUAGACCAGCAGCUAUUGGGUCAACUCUGAUAAGUAGCCCCAUCAUAACAGCCGCCAAUGGACACAUGCAGGUAGCAAGCUCUACUCAGAGAUCCACAGGUGCUACAUCACCAGUGUUGAGUUCAACAGAAAAUCAAACAUCUGUGCCAGUCGUAUCAGCAGUUUCUAUUGGAUCAGCUACAAAAGUGCCUGACCAGGCGCUAGGUUUCACUGGAGCAGUUCCAGACACAGAAAAUCAACGACCAAAUUCCACUGAACGUAGCACAAAUUCGUCACCAUCAGUCACAAGCUCCUCAAAACAACCGAUAUUUGCUCCUGUCAUACCGGCUGGCUCUUCUGGAUCAUCAGCUAGUGGACCAACUCCGAUAAACAGCUCCAUCAUAACAGCCGCAAAUGGACACAAACAGCAAGCAAGUUUUACUCAGACAACCACAAAUGCUCCAUCACUGGCAGAGACUUCCUUAGAAAAACAGCCAACUGCACCAGUCAUAUCAGCGAGUUCUAUGGGAUCAACUACGAAAAGGCCUGGCCAGACGACAAGUCUCACCGAAGCAGCCUCAAACUCACAAAGGCCGGGGGGAAAUAAUACUGAAGCACCAACCAAUCCAUUACCAACAGUUCUAAGUUCCUCAAAAGAACCGAUAUCGGCGCCUGUCAUAUCAGCUGAAUCUUCUCAACCAGUAGCUAGUGGAACAACCCACACAACCAGUUCAGUUCCUUCACCUGCAAAUGCACAAAAACAUGUGGUAAGUUCUGUACAAAGAUCCACAAGUGCUCCACCACCAGUUGUGAGUUCCUCAGAAAGACAAACAAUUGAACCAGUCGUAUCAGCAAGUUCUGCUGUAUUAGCAACAAAAAAACCUGACCAGGCGACCACUUUCACAGGAGCAGCACCAAAUGCGCAAAAGCAACGAGCAAAUUCUACUGAUGCAUACUCAUAUGCAUCACCACCAGUUACAAGUUCCUCAAAAGAACCGAUAAUACCACCCACCGUGUCAGUUGGCUCUGCUGGAUCACCAGCAACAAACGCACAAAAACAGCUAGCAAAUUCUACUGAAGCGCACACAAAUGCAUCACUUCCAGUUACGACAACCUCAAAAGAAUCGGCAACUGCACCAACAAUAUCAGUGGGUUCUGUUAGACCAGCAGCUAUUGGGUCAACUCUGAUAAGUAGCCCCAUCAUAACAGCCGCCAAUGGACACAUGCAGGUAGCAAGCUCUACUCAGAGAUCCAUAGGUGCUACAUCACCAGUGUUGAGUUUAACAGAAAAUCAAACAUCUGUGCCAGUCGUAUCAGCAGUUUCUAUUGGAUCAGCUACAAAAGUGCCUGACCAGGCACUAGGUUUCACUGGAGCAGUUCCAGACACAGAAAAUCAACGACCAAAUUCCACUGAACGUAGCACAAAUUCGUCACCAUCAGUCACAAGCUCCUCAAAACAACCGAUAUUUGCUCCUGUCAUACCGGCUGGUUCUUCUGGAUCAUCAGCUAGUGGACCAACUCCGAUAAACAGCUCCAUCACAACAGCCGCAAAUGGACACAAACAGCAAGCAAGUUUUACUCAGACAACCACAAAUGCUCCAUCACUGGCAGAGACUUCCUUAGAAAAACAGCCAACUGCACCAGUCAUAUCAGCGAGUUCUAUGGGAUCAACUACGAAAAGGCCUGGCCAGACGACAAGUCUCACCGAAGCAGCCUCAAACUCACAAAGGCAGGGGGGAAAUAAUACUGAAGCACCAACCAAUCCAUUACCAACAGUUCUAAGUUCCUCUAAAGAACCGAUAUCGGCGCCUGUCAUAUCAGCUGAAUCUUCUCAACCAGUAGCUAGUGGAACAACCCACACAACCAGUUCAGUUCCUUCACCUGCAAAUGGACAAAAACAUGUGGUAAGUUCUGUACAGAGAUCCACAAGUGCUCCACCACCAGUUGUGAGUUCCUCAGAAAGACAAACAAUUGAACCAGUCGUAUCAGCAAGUUCUGCUGUAUUAGCAACAAAGAAACCUGACCAGGCAACCGGUUUCACAGGAGCAGCACCAAAUGCGCAAAAGCAACGAGCAAAUUCUACUGAUGCAUACUCAUAUGCAUCACCACCAGUUACAAGUUCCUCAAAAGAACCGAUAAUAGCACCCACCGUGUCAGUUGGCUCUGCUGGAUCACCAGCAACAAACGCACAAAAACAGCUAGCAAAUUCUACUGAAGCACACACAAAUGCAUCACUUCCAGUUACGACAACCUCAAAAGAAUCGGCAACUGCACCAACAAUAUCAGUGGGUUCUGUUAGACCAGCAGCUAUUGGGUCAACUCUGAUAAGUAGCCCCAUCAUAACAGCCGCCAAUGGACACAUGCAGGUAGCAAGCUCUACUCAGAGAUCCACAGGUGCUACAUCACCAGUGUUGAGUUCAACAGAAAAUCAAACAUCUGUGCCAGUCGUAUCAGCAGUUUCUAUUGGAUCAGCUACAAAAGUGCCUGACCAGGCGCUAGGUUUCACUGUAGCAGUUCCAGACACAGAAAAUCAACGACCAAAUUCCACUGAACGUAGCACAAAUUCGUCACCAUCAGUCACAAGCUCCUCAAAACAACCGAUAUUUGCUCCUGUCAUACCGGCUGGUUCUUCUGGAUCAUCAGCUAGUGGACCAACUCCGAUAAACAGCUCCAUCACAACAGCCGCAAAUGGACACAAACAGCAAGCAAGUUUUACUCAGACAACCACAAAUGCUCCAUCACUGGCAGAGACUUCCUUAGAAAAACAGCCAACUGCACCAGUCAUAUCAGCGAGUUCUAUGGGAUCAACUACGAAAAGGCCUGGCCAGACGACAAGUCUCACCGAAGCAGCCUCAAACUCACAAAGGCAGGGGGGAAAUAAUACUGAAGCACCAACCAAUCCAUUACCAACAGUUCUAAGUUCCUCAAAACAACCGAUAUCGGCGCCUGUCAUAUCAGCUGAAUCUUCUCAACCAAGAUCCACAAGUGCUCCACCACCAGUUGUGAGUUCCUCAGAAAGACAAACAAUUGAACCAGUCGUAUCAGCAAGUUCUGCUGUAUUAGCAACAAAAAAACCUGACCAGGCGACCACUUUCACAGGAGCAGCACCAAAUGCGCAAAAACAACGAGCAAAUUCUACUGAUGCAUACUCAUAUGCAUCACCACCAGUUACAAGUUCCUCAAAAGAACCGAUAAUACCACCCACCGUGUCAGUUGGCUCUGCUGGAUCACCAGCAACAAACGCACAAAAACAGCUAGCAAAUUCUACUGAAGCACACACAAAUGCAUCACUUCCAGUUACGACAACCUCAAAAGAAUCGGCAACUGCACCAACAAUAUCAGUGGGUUCUGUUAGACCAGCAGCUAUUGGGUCAACUCUGAUAAGUAGCCCCAUCAUAACAGCCGCCAAUGGACACAUGCAGGUAGCAAGCUCUACUCAGAGAUCCACAGGUGCUACAUCACCAGUGUUGAGUUCAACAGAAAAUCAAACAUCUGUGCCAGUCGUAUCAGCAGUUUCUAUUGGAUCAGCUACAAAAGUGCCUGACCAGGCGCUAGGUUUCACUGGAGCAGUUCCAGACACAGAAAAUCAACGACCAAAUUCCACUGAACGUAGCACAAAUUCGUCACCAUCAGUCACAAGCUCCUCAAAACAACCGAUAUUUGCUCCUGUCAUACCGGCUGGUUCUUCUGGAUCAUCAGCUAGUGGACCAACUCCGAUAAACAGCUCCAUCACAACAGCCGCAAAUGGACACAAACAGCAAGCAAGUUUUACUCAGACAACCACAAAUGCUCCAUCACUGGCAGAGACUUCCUUAGAAAAACAGCCAACUGCACCAGUCAUAUCAGCGAGUUCUAUGGGAUCAACUACGAAAAGGCCUGGCCAGACGACAAGUCUCACCGAAUCAGCCUCAAACUCACAAAGGCAGGGGGGAAAUAAUACUGAAGCACCAACCAAUCCAUUACCAACAGUUCUAAGUUCCUCUAAAGAACCGAUAUCGGCGCCUGUCAUAUCAGCUGAAUCUUCUCAACCAGUAGCUAGUGGAACAACCCACACAACCAGUUCAGUUCCUUCACCUGCAAAUGGACAAAAACAUGUGGUAAGUUCUGUACAGAGAUCCACAAGUGCUCCACCACCAGUUGUGAGUUCCUCAGAAAGACAAACAAUUGAACCAGUCGUAUCAGCAAGUUCUGCUGUAUUAGCAACAAAAAAACCUGACCAGGCGACCACUUUCACAGGAGCAGCACCAAAUGCGCAAAAGCAACGAGCAAAUUCUACUGAUGCAUACUCAUAUGCAUCACCACCAGUUACAAGUUCCUCAAAAGAACCGAUAAUACCACCCACCGUGUCAGUUGGCUCUGCUGGAUCACCAGCAACAAACGCACAAAAACAGCUAGCAAAUUCUACUGAAGCACACACAAAUGCAUCACUUCCAGUUACGACAACCUCAAAAGAAUCGGCAACUGCACCAACAAUAUCAGUGGGUUCUGUUAGACCAGCAGCUAUUGGGUCAACUCUGAUAAGUAGCCCCAUCAUAACAGCCGCCAAUGGACACAUGCAGGUAGCAAGCUCUACUCAGAGAUCCACAGGUGCUACAUCACCAGUGUUGAGUUCAACAGAAAAUCAAACAUCUGUGCCAGUCGUAUCAGCAGUUUCUAUUGGAUCAGCUACAAAAGUGCCUGACCAGGCGCUAGGUUUCACUGUAGCAGUUCCAGACACAGAAAAUCAACGACCAAAUUCCACUGAACGUAGCACAAAUUCGUCACCAUCAGUCACAAGCUCCUCAAAACAACCGAUAUUUGCUCCUGUCAUACCGGCUGGUUCUUCUGGAUCAUCAGCUAGUGGACCAACUCCGAUAAACAGCUCCAUCACAACAGCCGCAAAUGGACACAAACAGCAAGCAAGUUUUACUCAGACAACCACAAAUGCUCCAUCACUGGCAGAGACUUCCUUAGGAAAACAGCCAACUGCACCAGUCAUAUCAGCGAGUUCUAUGGGAUCAACUACGAAAAGGCCUGGCCAGACGACAAGUCUCACCGAAGCAGCCUCAAACUCACAAAGGCAGGGGGGAAAUAAUACUGGAGCACCAACCAAUCCAUUACCAACAGUUCUAAGUUCCUCAAAACAAACGAUAUCGGCGCCUGUCAUAUCAGCUGAAUCUUCUCAACCAGUAGCUAGUGGAACAACCCACACAACCAGUUCAGUUCCUUCACCUGCAAAUGGACAAAAACAUGUGGUAAGUUCUGUACAGAGAUCCACAAGUGCUCCACCACCAGUUGUGAGUUCCUCAGAAAGACAAACAAUUGAACCAGUCGUAUCAGCAAGUUCUGCUGUAUUAGCAACAAAAAAACCUGACCAGGCGACCACUUUCACAGGAGCAGCACCAAAUGCACAAAAACAACGAGCAAAUUCUACUGAUGCAUACUCAUAUGCAUCACCACCAGUUACAAGUUCCUCAAAAGAACCGAUAAUACCACCCACCGUGUCAGUUGGCUCUGCUGGAUCACCAGCAUCAAACGCACAAAAACAGCUAGCAAAUUCUACUGAAGCACACACAAAUGCAUCACUUCCAGUUACGACAACCUCAAAAGAAUCGGAAACUGCACCAGCAAUAUCAGUGGGUUCUGUUAGACCAGCAGCUAUUGGGUCAACUCUGAUAAGUAGCUCCAUCAUAACAGCCGCCAAUGGACACAUGCAGGUAGCAAGCUCUAGUCAGAGAUCUACAGGUUCUACAUCACCAGUGUUGAGUUCAACAGAAAAUCAAACAUCUGUGCCAGUCGUAUCAGCAGUUUCUAUUGGAUCAGCUACAAAAGUGCCUGACCAGGCGCUAGGUUUCACUGGAGCAGUUCCAGACACAGAAAAUCAACGACCAAAUUCCACUGAACGUAGCACAAAUUCGUCACCAUCAGUCACAAGCUCCUCAAAACAACCGAUAUUUGCUCCUGUCAUACCGGCUGGUUCUUCUGGAUCAUCAGCUAGUGGACCAACUCCGAUAAACAGCUCCAUCACAACAGCCGCAAAUGGACACAAACAGCAAGCAAGUUUUACUCAGACAACCACAAAUGCUCCAUCACUGGCAGAGACUUCCUUAGGAAAACAGCCAACUGCUCCAGUCAUAUCAGCGAGUUCUAUGGGAUCAACUACGAAAAGGCCUCGCCAGACGACAAGUCUCACCGAAGCAGCCUCAAACUCACAAAGGCAGGGGGGAAAUAAUACUGAAGCACCAACCAAUCCAUUACCAACAGUUCUAAGUUCCUCUAAAGAACCGAUAUCGGCGCCUGUCAUAUCAGCUGAAUCUUCUCAACCAGUAGCUAGUGGAACAACCCACACAACCAGUUCAGUUCCUUCACCUGCAAAUGGACAAAAACAUGUGGUAAGUUCUGUACAGAGAUCCACAAGUGCUCCACCACCAGUUGUGAGUUCCUCAGAAAGACAAACAAUUGAACCAGUCGUAUCAGCAAGUUCUGCUGUAUUAGCAACAAAAAAACCUGACCAGGUGACCACUUUCGCAGGAGCAGCACCAAAUGCGCAAAAGCAACGAGCAAAUUCUACUGAUGCAUACUCAUAUGCAUCACCACCAGUUACAAGUUCCUCAAAAGAACCGAUAAUACCACCCACCGUGUCAGUUGGCUCUGCUGGAUCACCAGCAUCAAACGCACAAAAACAGCUAGCAAAUUCUACUGAAGCACACACAAAUGCAUCACUUCCAGUUACGACAACCUCAAAAGAAUCGGAAACUGCACCAGCAAUAUCAGUGGGUUCUGUUAGACCAGCAGCUAUUGGGUCAACUCUGAUAAGUAGCCCCAUCAUAACAGCCGCCAAUGGACACAUGCAGGUAGCAAGCUCUACUCUGAGAUCUACAGGUUCUACAUCACCAGUGUUGACUUCAACAGAAAAUCAAACAUCUGUGCCAGUCGUAUCAGCAGUUUCUAUUGGAUCAGCUACAAAAGUGCCUGACCAGGCGCUAGGUUUCACUGGAGCAGUUCCAGACACAGAAAAUCAACGACCAAAUUCCACGGAACGUAGCACAAAUUCGUCACCAUCAGUCACAAGCUCCUCAAAACAACCGAUAUUUGCUCCUGUCAUACCGGCUGGUUCUUCUGGAUCAUCAGCUAGUGGACCAACUCCGAUAAACAGCUCCAUCACAACAGCCGCAAAUGGACACAAACAGCAAGCAAGUUUUACUCAGACAACCACAAAUGCUCCAUCACUGGCAGAGACUUCCUUAGGAAAACAGCCAACUGCACCAGUCAUAUCAGCGAGUUCUAUGGGAUCAACUACGAAAAGGCCUGGCCAGACGACAAGUCUCACCGAAGCAGCCUCAAACUCACAAAGGCAGGGGGGAAAUAAUACUGAAGCACCAACCAAUCCAUUACCAACAGUUCUAAGUUCCUCUAAAGAACCGAUAUCGGCGCCUGUCAUAUCAGCUGAAUCUUCUCAACCAGUAGCUAGUGGAACAACCCACACAACCAGUUCAGUUCCUUCACCUGCAAAUGGACAAAAACAUGUGGUAAGUUCUGUACAGAGAUCCACAAGUGCUCUACCACCAGUUGUGAGUUCCUCAGAAAGACAAACAAUUGAACCAGUCGUAUCAGCAAGUUCUGCUGUAUUAGCAACAAAAAAACCUGACCAGGCGACCGGUUUCACAGGAGCAGCACCAAAUGCGCAAAAGCAACGAGCAAAUUCUACUGAUGCAUACUCAUAUGCAUCACCACCAGUUACAAGUUCCUCAAAAGAACCGAUAAUAGCACCCACCGUAUCAGCUGGCUCUGCUGGAUCACCAGCUAGUGGAUCAGUCCUGACACCUAGCUCCAUCGUAUCAGCCGCAAAUGGGGAAAAAGAAUCAGGAAGUUUUGCUCAAGCAGCCACCAACGCUUUCCCAGCAGUCGGGAGAUUGCCGAAACGACCGACAACUACGACUGUCGCCUCAGCCUUUUCUACCGGCUCGAUAAUGAGUGGAGAAGCCCACAUUACAAUUUCCACUGAAGCAGCAACAAACGUACGAAACCCAGCAGCAAGUUCUACUCAAACAUCCACAAAUGCUCCCUCACUUUUGGUGAGUUCCUCAGAAAAGCCAAAUACUGGCGCAGUCAUUUCAGCAGGUGCUACUGGAUCAGCAACAAGAGCACCUGAACAAAUGACAGGUUUCACCGAAGAAGCCACAAACGGACAAGAGCAGCGACACAAUUCCACUGAAGGUUACACAAUCGCACCAAAACCCAUUACAAGUUUAUCAAAAGAACCGAUAACGGCACCUAUCAUAUCAGCUAAUUCCGCUGGAUCAGCGCCUAGUGGAUCAAUCGAUACAACCAUCUCUGCCAUAACAGUCGCAAAUGGUCUAAAACACACAGCAGGCUCUAUUCAGACAUCUACAAACGCUCCACCGCUAGAGGCAAGUGGACACAAUCUGGUAGCAAGCUCAACUCAGAAAUCCACAAGUGCUGGAUCACCCGUGUUGAGUUCCUCAAAAAAUCAAACAUCUUCGCCAGUCGUAUCAGCAAUUUCUAGUGGAUCAGUUACAAAAGUGCCUGACCAGGCGCUAGGUUUCCAUGGAGCAAUUCCAGACACUGAAAAUCAACGACCAAAUUCCACUGAACGUAGCACAAAUUCGUCACCAUCAGUCACAAGCUCCUCAAAACAACCGAUAUUUGCUCCUGUAAUACCAGCUGGUUCUUCUGGAUCAUCAGCUAGUGGACCAACUCCGAUAAACAGCUCCAUCACGACAGCCGCAAAUGGACACAAACAGCAAGCUAGUUCUACUCAGACAACCACGAAUGCUACGUCACCGGCAGAGACUUUCUUAGAAGAACAACCAACUGCACCAGUCAUAUCAGCGAGUUCAAUGGGAUCAACUACGAAAGGCCUGGCCAGACGACAAGUAUCACCGAAGCAGCCUCAAACUCACAAAAGCAGGAGGAAAAUAAUACUGAAGCACCAACCAAUCCAUUACCAACAGUUAUAA
Schistocerca nitens (vagrant locust) is the source of this 12732-nucleotide messenger RNA. RefSeq names its product mucin-17-like. NCBI's taxonomy places the organism in Eukaryota, Metazoa, Arthropoda, Insecta, Orthoptera, Acrididae. Bases 1 to 12732 code for a protein of 4243 amino acids. The transcript is spliced from 3 exons. The record is from RefSeq and is a predicted model, not a curated record.